AUGAAAGAAAGGAAAGCAGAAAGGAUUCUGAGCACUGUGUUUAGAGAUUGGUCAUCCAUGACCAAUUACGAGCAUAGUGGAGGAGGUAGAAUUUGGUUACUUUGGAGAGACACGGUUCGCAUGACUCCGGUCUACAAGUCUGACCAGCUUAUCACUUGUUCGGUGGCGCUGCAGAAUGAAGAAGAUUUUAUAUGUUCGUUUGUUUAUGCAAGUAACCAGGCAGAUGAAAGGAAAGGGUUGUGGGAGGAUCUAUGUAACCAUCAUGAUUCUCCAUAUUUUCAAGGCAAAGCUUGGAUAAUUAUGAGGGAUUUUAACGAGAUUCUCGAUGGUAGAGAACACUCGGGAGUAGACAGUUUGGUGAGAUGGCCAUCGGGUAUGGGAGAUUUUCAAAAGAUGGUACUGCUGGACAGGGUGCUAAUGAAUGACGUGGCUUUGCAUAGAUUCAACAAUGCAUACUCCAAGUUUGAUCCGGGGGGUUGCUAUGAUCAUAUGCGGUGUAAGAUUCAACUAUUGCCAGACUCAGAGAAGAUCAGACGGCCUUUCAAAUAUGUCAAUGCCAUAGGAAAGCUCCCAAACUUUUUGCCCAUGGUAAAGGAGUACUGGGAGUCUACUGAGAAAUUGUUUCUUUCUACCUCUGCCAUGUACCGCUUCUCGAAGAAACUAAAGAAUCUGAAGCCGUUGAUACAAGAGAUAGGAAGAGAGAAGUUAGAAAACUUAACUGUUAGAGAAAAGGAGGCUCACAACAUUCUUUGUGAAAAGCAGAGGAACACAGUAGCUAAUCCCACCAUGAGUGCAAUCCAGGAGAAAGUUGUAGCUUACGAUAAGUGGCUACAUGUAGCAGAAUUGGAGGAAAAUUUUCUGAAACAGAGAUCAAAGCUACACUGGUUGGAUGUGGGCGACCAAAAUAAUAAGACUUUCCACAACUCGAUCAGAACUAGACAAGCGCAGAACACCAUGAGAGAGAUCAGAUGUCGGGAUGGAAGCACUGCUACCUCACAUAUGGCGAUCAAGACAGAGGCAGAGAGCUUCUUCUCAAAGGUCCUCAACCUGGUCCCAACAAACUUUAUAGGCGUUUCAGUAGAGGAACUGAGGGAUCUUCUGGAUUUUGAAUGCACCACUGGAGAUUGUAGUCAGUUGCAAGCGGAAGACUUCACCAUUGCUGUUCAGUCAGUGUUUCAACUGGGCUUUCUCCCGAAAGGUAUUAACUCGACCAUUCUUGCUCUCAUUCCCAAGAAGGCUGUUGCACAAGAAAUGAUGGACUACAGGCCCAUUGCGUGUUGCAAUGUCCUUUACAAAGUGGUGUCAAAAAUCAUAGCCAACAGACUGAAGGUCAUUCUACCAAGGAUUAUUGCUGAAAACCAAUCUGCAUUUGUGAAAGGUAGACUGCUAAUGGAAAACGUUUUGCUGGCAUCAGAGGUCGUGAAGGACUAUCACAAAGAUUCGAUCUCUCCACGCUGUGCAAUGAAAAUUGAUAUUUCAAAGGCGUUUGAUUCAGUGGAGUGGUCGUUUCUGCUGAAUUGUCUACUUGCUAUGGGAUUCCCGGAGAGAUUCAUACACUGGAUCAGGUUAUGUAUCACCACACCCUCUUAUUCAGUACAAGUUAAUGGAGAAUUAGCUGGCUAUUUCCAGAGUACUAGAGGUCUGAGACAGGGGUGUUACCUUUCGCCGUAUCUCUUUGUGAUAUGUAAGAACGUUCUAUCGUAUAAAAUAGAUCAAUCUACGAGGGAGAAGAGAUUCAGAUUGCAUCCCCGGUGUCAAUCCUUGGCUCUCACGCAUCUUUGUUUUGCUGAUGACUUGAUGGUUUUUGUGGAGGGUUCAAAAGAGUCAAUUGAAGGUGCUCUGGCUGUUUUGAGGAUUUUGCAGUUUGGUCGGGGCUCUCCAUAA
Molecule: messenger RNA, 1884 nt
Organism: Brassica napus (rape)
Lineage: Eukaryota; Viridiplantae; Streptophyta; Magnoliopsida; Brassicales; Brassicaceae
Exons: 2
Coding region: 1-1884 (627 amino acids)
Source: RefSeq, a predicted model, not a curated record